UCGGCUCUAAUCAAGGUUCCCGAGGUGUUUUUCGAGAACUCGGACUCAACUGCUAUCUGCGCCCGGGAGUGAUUACCUAUGUGCUCUAUGCUGUUGCUGCUGUUGGCACAUAUAGCCGUAAACACUGAUUAUGCCAUUGUUGCUAGCAAACUAUUAUCAGCAGCAACUUCAGCAACGGCAGCAGCAGCAGCAGCGUGUUGCUAGCAACAACGGCAUGUUACUUGAAUACAAAAGCCAUUGCAAUACAAAUCGGGAUAGCAACAAUUGCAGCAGCAACAGCCGCAGCAGCAACAACAACAGCAACAACCAGCGACAGCUGUCCGCAGCGGAAGCACUAACAAUGUCAACGCCGACAACAACAUCGAAAUAUAAAAUCAAUGGCGAGGCCACCGAAAGCGUUGCAGCAUCCACACUGCUCUAUCAUCAUCCGCAUCAUCAUCCGACGCAGCAGCAGCAGCAACAUCAUCAUCAUCAGCAGCAGCAGUUGCUGCUGCAACAGCAGCUCCUGCAGCAACAUGUGGCCAGCAGUUCGCCGCUGCAACAUCUGAGCAAUCUGUUUGGCCAGCAUUUGCCUACGCACAGUCUGCAGCAUUUGAUUGCCGCCGAGUACUGGCAGCAACAGCAGCAGCAACAACAACAGCCGGCAGCAACAAUUAAAAGCGAGCCAACAACUCAAUCAGUGGCAGCAACAUCGGUCUUUAGCUUCACGCCGCAGCAACACGUCAAUUUUGCCGCCUCAUUAGUCGCAUUACAGCAAAAUGAUGCCCUGCCCGAGGCAACAAUGGCAACAGCAACACCGACACCAGCGACAACUGCAUCAGCAACUGCAGCAGCAGCAGCAACAACAACAAUGUGCCCUGCAGCAGCGACAACAUCAGCAACAUUGCAGGCGCCAACAGCAACAAUUGACGACAUCGAUGAUGAUGAUGAUGACGACAGCAACAUCGGCAACCACAUGCAAAAUUCUGGCGUUGGCAACUUUAAAUUCGAGCCAAGCCAACAACAUGCCGGGGCUGCGAAUGAAGCUGUCCUAACGAGUGCCGAGGAGAACAAAGAUGGAACUUUGACUGCUGUUGACACAAAUAUGCGCGAUGUCAGCGCAAAUCACAGCAGCUCCUUUCUCUCGUCCUCCCCCGCCUCCUCGACUCUGGUGUCCUGCCACUCCCCCUCCGCGUCGCCCCCUUCAGAGAGGGGGGAUGAGGGGACGAGGAUAAGGGACAAGAAGCUAACGCUCGAAUUGAAGUUGCAAUCGUGUGAUGAAUAUGUUGAGCAGCCAAAGGAUAAAGGAGCCGAACGGCUGCAUCCAGCUCAGAUUGCCAACAACAAUGCUUCGUCGCCUCUGCAAUUGAAAGUGGAGGAGCAGGAGGAGCAGGACAAGCAGGAGGAGGGGGAAAAGGAUAAGGUCCUGGAACUGACCGGAGCAGCAGUUGCUCUCUAUGGCCACUUGAACAAUGCCAGCAAGGAUGUGCGAGAUUUAGAGCAGUGCCUGAAAUUGCAGGACCCAAGUGAUAUCAGUCGUCUGUCGCGUUCGCCGUCGCCACUUCAAUCGAAUGCUUCCGAUUGCGAUGAUAACAACUCGAGUGUUGGCACCUCCAGCGAUCGCUGCCGCUCCCCGUUGAGUCCUGCUUUAUCCCUGACCCACCAGCAGGCCAAGCGCCAGCUGAUGUCCCAACUGCAGCCCCACCCGGCUCACCACCACCACCAUCUAAACCACCACCUGAACCACCAUCACCAUCAGUUCAAGCAGGAGGAGGACUACGAGGAUGCCAAUGGCGGGGCCUUGAACUUGACCAGCGACAAUAGUCGCCACAGCACCCAGUCGCCGGCGAACUCGGUUAAAUCGGCGCAUGCCUCGCCGGUUCCGGUGAUUUCGGUGCCUUCACCAGUGGCGCCGCCCAUGAUCUCGCCGGUUCUGGCUCCCUCCCCGGUGGGUGGUGGUGGUGGAGCCACCACACCCAAUUCGAUGGCAGCCGCAGCUGCAGCAGCAGCCGCCGCCAUGGCCUCCCAGAUUUCACCCAUGCUGGCCAUGCCGGGCAUGUCCUCGCCACAGGCUCAACUGGCUGCCGCCGGCCUGGGCAUGAGUAAUCCUCUGCUCACAGGCUCCCUGUCGCCGCAGGAUUUCGCCCAGUUUCAGCAGUUGCUGCAGCAACGUCAGGUGGCUUUGACUCAGCAGUUCAACAGCUACAUGGAGCUGCUAAGGAGUGGCUCCCUGGGAAUGCAGCAGGAUGAUCCCGCACUGACCACCCAGGUGGCAGCUGCCCAGUUCCUGAUGCAGAGCCAACUGCAGGCCUUGGGUCAGGCCACCCAGCAGCUGCAGGCGCUGCAGAAGCAGCAGCAGAGGCAGCAGAUCCAGCAGGAUGAGCCACUGCAGCUGAACCACAAGAUGCAAGUGCAGCAGCCACGCAGCUCCACUCCCCAUUCGAUACGCAGUCCCAUCGCGAUCCGCAGUCCGGCCAGUUCGCCCCAGCAGCUGCACCACCACAGCCACCACCACCACCCACUGCAGAUCACGCCGCCCAGUUCGGCGGCCAGCCUGAAGCUGAGUGGCAUGCUGACGCCGAGUACACCCACCAGUGGCACCCAGAUGGCCACCACCACGCCGGGCACCACCACGCCGCAGCCCAAGACGGUGGCCAGUGCCGCGGCCGCCCGGGCAGCUGGAGAACCCUCGCCCGAGGAAACCACCGACCUGGAGGAGCUCGAGCAGUUCGCCAAGACCUUCAAGCAGCGCCGGAUCAAGCUGGGCUUCACCCAGGGCGACGUGGGUCUGGCCAUGGGCAAGCUGUAUGGCAACGACUUCUCGCAGACCACCAUCUCGCGCUUCGAGGCCCUUAACCUGAGCUUCAAGAACAUGUGCAAGCUGAAGCCGCUGCUGCAGAAGUGGCUGGACGAUGCCGACCGCACCAUCCAGGCCACCGGCGGAGUCUUCGAUCCGGCCGCCCUGCAGGCCACCGUCAGCACGCCCGAAAUCAUUGGACGCCGCCGCAAGAAGCGCACCUCCAUCGAGACCACCAUUCGCGGUGCUUUGGAGAAGGCCUUCCUGGCCAACCAGAAGCCGACCUCCGAGGAGAUCACCCAACUGGCCGACCGCCUCGGCAUGGAGAAGGAGGUGGUGCGCGUGUGGUUCUGCAACCGCCGGCAGAAGGAGAAGCGCAUCAAUCCCUCGCUGGACAGCCCCACGGGCGCCGAUGACGAUGAGUCGUCCUAUAUGAUGCACUAAGGGAUCGGAAAUGGGUCACUUUUAGGGACAAAGACAGUGCAAUGUGCCGGAGAAAUCUAAGGAAGCUUAGCAACAGCAGGUUCAAAGUCGCAAACACAUCAAAUACUAGCAUAAUUCUGUACUUCGGAUAGGUAUCAGCUCCUACACAAAAUGGGGUUUGCUUAUGUUAACUAUUAAUGGUAUUUAUUUUAAUGUAACUCUAUUGAAAAGUCAUACCAAAAUACUGCUGUUUAAGUGAACUGGUUAACGACGUUUACUUAAUCACCAACAUUUUGCUGAGCAUAAGAAAAUUGUAUUUUUUUGCUCAGAUAAGCAAAUAAAUACGAUUUCUUUAUGAGUUAAUGUGACGUUUGUGUAUUACUAAUAUUUAAGUACAGUCUCUGCACAAUUUUCAAAGUCAACAUAAUGAAUUCCUAGCGAAUAGUUAUAAACUUAAACACUAUCCACAUCAAAAGAAAACGUAGAUUAGUUUCUAAGCAUAUUUAUUUUUCGCGUGAAUACUGUGAUAAUCAAUUUGAAUGAUUUUAAUUUUAAUUAAAAGAAAAAGAAAACAAAGAAAAACAAUAUAAACAUAACUUAGCUGUACUUUGUAUGUUAUGGGCAAGUAAACUAACACAAAAAAAAUUAAUUUAAAUCAAACGUAUUUA
Drosophila takahashii is the source of this 3867-nucleotide messenger RNA. It is a transcript of the gene nub, whose product is annotated as nubbin. Gene Ontology annotation, biological process: regulation of transcription by RNA polymerase II. NCBI's taxonomy places the organism in Eukaryota, Metazoa, Arthropoda, Insecta, Diptera, Drosophilidae. The record is from RefSeq and is a predicted model, not a curated record. Gene Ontology annotation, molecular function: RNA polymerase II cis-regulatory region sequence-specific DNA binding; DNA-binding transcription factor activity, RNA polymerase II-specific.